CGUUUUUUUUCUUUCCUGUACCUGCUAACACUCACGGUUGAUCUGUUGCUUGUUCUCUGCGUUAAAUUGACGCAAUUGGCUUACUGGUGUCGGUUUUGGUGCCUUCUUUGUUUCUGUACUCUUUGAGCUAACUGAGUCAAUUCUUGUGUGUCCCUCUUUUUAUAUAGCAGUCCUCAAAGAGGUUUCACUACUUCUUUCUGUUGUGAUUGUUCCCGUCAUAUCUCAGUAGUUUCAUUCGUUUUAACGCGUUAUUGAAAAGCGGUUCUUUCGCCUGUUUGAGACAUUAUUCGCGUUUCGCAUCUGCAAUGGCUGUUAUUACGUGCGGUUACCCUCAAAGACGCUUGUUACGCAGUGUGAACGCUCUUUUGUCGAACGCAAACGCGGCUGUGCUGGCCUCGUCUUGUCUUUCCCAGCGUUUUUCCUGCACAUUACCGAAACCGUCGGUCAAGGAUCCCCUGUUUCAUGCUCUUGACACUUUUGAAAGUCGUCAUGUCGGUCCUACAAGCAAGGAGCAGGAAUACCAGCUACAGACAAUGGGCUAUGACAAGCUGGAGGAGUUUCUGAACGAUGUUAUCCCCGAAAGCGUCCGUGCUACCAAGCCCGUUAAGUUUAAGGGCCCUGUUGGUUAUUCUGAGAAGGAAUUGGAAGCUCUGGCCAACGAAAUCGGAAGAAGAAACAGACUCGUAAAGAGCUUCAUCGGCAUGGGUUACUAUAACACCAAAUUGCCUUCGGUGAUAGAGCGUAAUGUGCUGGAAAACCCCGCUUGGUACACUCAAUACACGCCUUACCAGGCCGAAAUCUCUCAAGGUCGUCUGGAGGCCAUGAUUAAUUAUCAAACAAUGAUUAUUGAUCUGACUGGCCUGCCUAUUACAAACGCGAGUCUUCUAGAUGAAGGCACUGCUGCCGGUGAGGCAAUGGCCAUGCUUAUGAACGCUGAUAAGAAAAAGCGCAAAGUGUUUUUGGUCGAUUCCCGCAUCUUCCCGCAAACAGUUGCGGUCCUGCGUACCAGAGCUACUGGCUUCAACAUUGACAUUCGAGUCGUUGACCUUUCUGUUGAUCUUAUUAAUCAACAUUCGAAGGAUGCUUUCGGCAUUAUGGUUCAGUAUCCCGCCGCUGAUGGUGCCGUUGAAGAUUAUGCCGAUUUGGCUGCUGCUGCUCAUGCAGGUGGAAUGAAGGUUUCUGCUGCCACGGAUUUGCUUGCCCUGACACUGCUAAAGGCGCCUGGAGAGUGGGGCGCCGACGUCGCUGUUGGCUCGACACAGCGUUUUGGCCUUCCUAUGGGAUUCGGUGGUCCGCAUGCCGGUUUCUUCUCUUGCACUGAAGAGUUCAAGCGUAAAAUGCCCGGUCGUUUGGUCGGAUUGAGUAAGGACCGGCUAGGCAACCCAGCUUAUCGCCUUGCGCUGCAGACUCGUGAACAACACAUUCGUCGCGAGAAGGCUACUAGCAAUGUUUGCACUGCUCAAGCUCUCCUUGCCAAUCUUUCUGUAUUUUACGCUAUGUACCAUGGACCUGAGGGAUUGAAAAAAAUUGCUAAUCGCAUUGUUGCAGCUACUACGGUUUUACGUAAAGGUUUGGAGCAGGCCGGCUACCGGAUUGUUAACAAGGCGCACUUUGAUACGCUCACUGUUAGCGUUCCUUAUGCCGCGGACGUCAUCGCCAGCGCACUCGCAAAUGGUUACAACCUGCGUAAGAUUGAUGAACGCCAUGUUGGUAUCUCGCUAGACGAGUGUUCAACAUACCGAGAUUUGGAUGUACUUUUUGAGGUGUUCAAUGUUCAGAGAUCUGUUUUUGAGGUUGCUAAAAGUUCUGGCAUUUCUGAUUUUAGCAAUGCGUCCAUUCCUCAAAGUGUUCGUCGUACAUCCGAAUUCUUAACGCAUCCAAUCUUCAGCAAGUAUCACUCGGAAACCGAGAUGAUGCGCUACCUUCAUCAUUUGCAAUCCAAGGAUCUCUCUCUUGCUCAUGCUAUGACUCCUUUAGGUUCUUGUACCAUGAAGCUUAACGGUGUUACUGAAAUGAAGACCAUCUCUAAUCCCAACUUCUCAAGCCUGCAUCCGUAUGUUCCGACAAAACAGACGGAGGGUUAUCGAAUGCUCAUCCACGACAUAGAACGUGAUUUGGCAGCCAUCACAGGAUUUGAUGCCACGAGCGUUCAACCUAUCUCUGGCGCAUCUGGUGAGUAUGCUGGCUUAAGUGUCAUUCGUGCGUACCAAAAGUCUAUCGGCGAAGGUCAUCGUAACAUUUGUUUAAUUCCCGUAUCCGCCCACGGAACGAAUCCUGCUUCUGCCGCAAUGGCGGGCUUGAAGGUUGUUCCGGUCAAAUGUUUGCCUAAUGGCUACCUUGAUAUCGAAGAUUUGAAGGCUAAGGCAUCGAAACACGCCGAUCAUUUGGCUGCUUUCAUGGUUACAUACCCUAGCACAUUCGGAGUUUAUGAGCCGCACGUUAAGGAAGCACUGGAAAUUGUUCACCAGCACGGUGCUCAAGUUUAUUUUGAUGGUGCAAACAUGAACGCGAUGGUCGGUUACUGCAAACCUGCUGAGAUUGGCGGUGACAUCUGUCACUUUAAUCUUCACAAAACCUUCUGUAUUCCUCACGGCGGUGGAGGUCCUGGCGUGGGUCCCAUUGCUUGCAAAAAGCACCUUGCCCCUUUUCUCCCCGGUAAUCCCAUUGUGAAGACCGGUGGUGAACAGGCCAUUAGUGCCGUUAGCUCUGCUCCUUUUGGCUCUGCCAGCAUUCUGCCAAUUUCUUGGGCUUACAUUAAAAUGAUGGGUGAAAGUGGCCUUCGUGGGGCCACUACUGCUGCUUUGUUGAAUGCAAACUACAUGGCGACACGUCUGUCUAAGCAUUAUAGUAUUUUGUACACAAACGAGAAAAACCGUUGUGCCCAUGAAUUCAUUGUCGAUUUCCGCUCUUUUAAGAAGACCGCUGACGUUGACGCUACAGACGUUGCUAAACGUUUACAGGAUUAUAGCUUCCAUGCCCCUACGCUCUCUUUCCCCAUCGCUAACACACUCAUGGUUGAGCCUACGGAAUCCGAAAGUCUACAAGAACUGGAUCGUUUCUGUGAUGCACUCAUUUCUAUUCGCGAAGAGAUUCGUGAAAUCGAGGAUGGAAAGCAACCUCGUGACAACAACCUGCUGAAAAAUGCGCCCCACCCGUUGAAGGAUAUCGUUUCGGAAAAAUGGGACCGUCCCUAUUCUCGUGAGCGUGCUGUUUACCCAGUAGCAAAUCUUAAGGAGCGAAAGUUCUGGCCGGCAGUUGCUCGUUUGGAUGAUCCUUACGGAGAUACCCAUCUGUUCUGCACUUGUCCUCCUGUGGAGAAUGCGAACUAAACAGCGGUUUCUUCAUUGUCAAGCGCAUGAUUAAUGCGUGCCGUCUUGUUUUCUAUAUCUGUUUUCAUUUGUCAGAAGACGCUUUGCAUGAACCACAUGGUUUAACCAAUCAAUCCUCUCUCUCUCUCAACAGCAGCUAAUGAACAGAGUGAGUGUAUAACUGAAGCGAGAGGUGUCUAGGUCAUCCUUACACUCCAUCUUGCCACUGUUAGUAAUCAUUCGCUCGCUAUAUCAUGAAUACAUUCUCUUUUUCUCCGCCUUUACGAGUUUAGAGAUUUGUCUAAAGUUUCAACACUUGAAUAAAUUACUAUUAUUAAGCAUAAGAGCUACAGGAAUAGCGGAAGGAGGA
Messenger RNA from Schizosaccharomyces japonicus yFS275, 3678 nucleotides. Its product is annotated as glycine cleavage complex subunit P. Gene Ontology annotation, biological process: glycine catabolic process; one-carbon metabolic process; glycine metabolic process. The transcript has a single exon. Gene Ontology annotation, molecular function: glycine dehydrogenase (decarboxylating) activity. The coding region runs from base 306 to 3329 and encodes 1007 amino acids. NCBI's taxonomy places the organism in Eukaryota, Fungi, Ascomycota, Schizosaccharomycetes, Schizosaccharomycetales, Schizosaccharomycetaceae. The record is from RefSeq and is a predicted model, not a curated record. Gene Ontology annotation, cellular component: mitochondrion.